AUGAGCACUAUAAUGUAUACCUGCAAUGCGUGUAUGAUCCAAUUUAAGUCCAGCGAUCUGCAGCGGUACCAUAUGAAGACAGAAUGGCACAGAUACAACUUGAAACGGAGAAUUGCUGAUUUACCACCGAUCGAUGCAGAUAUAUUCACCCAGAAGAUGCAGAUUUCAGAGCGGGAGAAGCGCUUGCAUGAAGUCGAUGAGUUCGGAUUUCCCGUAUUGAAGCCUGUCGGGCAUUCAGGCGGUCGGCGUCGGAACACAAACGGGGCCAUUUUGAGGGGCAGACGUGAUGGGGAUGGGAAGAAGAAGGCGCCGUUCCGUUCCGACUCGCCCGCGCUGUCUAUUGCGUCUCAGAUGUCCAAGAUAUCGGUACGAAGCACAGAUUACGACGAACACAGUGCGUCUGAAUAUGCAUUCACUGAUGAAUCGCAGGCAGAGUCUGAAGACAUCACGGACAAAGAGGAUGCAGGCGAGGAUGGUGAAGAGCGGCCAGAUGUGGUAGACUGCGUAUACUGUGGUGUGCAUUGCAACACCGUAGCCGAGAACCUAGACCACAUGUCGGUGGCUCAUGGGCUAUAUGUUCCAGAACGCCGUUACCUUGAAAACGCAGCUGGCUUAAUCAACUUCCUAAUUGAAAGAAUCGUUAUCUCGAAGCGUUGUAUGUGCUGUAACUUCCAUGGAUCUAGCCUUGAAAGCAUUCGCGCACAUGUUGCUUCGAAGUCGCACUGUCGCAUCCCAUAUGAAAGUAAGGAGGAACGCGCGACUAUUGCAGCCUAUUAUAACUUUAACGAAGACCAAGUAGCCGACAAUACUGCAGUCUCUGAUUCGGAGUCUGAUCCUGAUUUGAGCAUCGAGGAUACCGAAGAAGAAGACAUUAAUUCGAACUAUACGAUAGCACAUGUUGACGACACCGGUGUCGAGUUGACUCUUCCAACGGGCACGAGAUUGGGUCAUCGUUCCAUGCGGAGGUUUUACCGCCAGAAUUUGGCUCUCCCGUCUACUCAAGCGGAUGGCACACGCACAUUGGCUGUUGUGGAUAGGAGAUUCGCGGGCGGUAUCUCUGCGAAUGAGUAUGCCAGGAACAUGAAGCACAGUCAGCUGCUUGCUUCAAGGGCACAGAGUAAGAAUAUUAAGCGGCAAGCGAAGAGAGAUAACUUUCAGAAACACUACAGAGAUGAAUUACUCCAGUGA
Messenger RNA from Eremothecium gossypii ATCC 10895, 1188 nucleotides. It is a transcript of the gene REH1, whose product is annotated as Reh1p. Gene Ontology annotation, cellular component: preribosome, large subunit precursor. NCBI's taxonomy places the organism in Eukaryota, Fungi, Ascomycota, Saccharomycetes, Saccharomycetales, Saccharomycetaceae. The coding region runs from base 1 to 1188 and encodes 395 amino acids. The transcript has a single exon. Gene Ontology annotation, biological process: ribosomal large subunit biogenesis. The record is from RefSeq and is marked provisional.